Molecule: messenger RNA, 723 nt
Organism: Penicillium soppii
Lineage: Eukaryota; Fungi; Ascomycota; Eurotiomycetes; Eurotiales; Aspergillaceae
Exons: 2
Coding region: 1-723 (240 amino acids)
Source: RefSeq, a predicted model, not a curated record
AUGCCUCGAACAACAUCCACCGACAGCUUCGACAGUCCUUCUGACGAACUCUGCGAAGCCAUCGAACUCCUCCGCCAUGUCGUAGACCUCUCCAACUCGCUACAAGCGGCGCGCGAUUUCCGCGAAGAAAUCGAAUUCCUCCGACGCCGCGAAGCACGCCUCCACCUCUUCGACCUAAUCGAAGUAAUGGACCAAGUAGUCUCGAGAAUAAAAAACGAACUAAUCGCCGCACGCUCACACGCCGGCACAGCCUUCUACGCUCUAACCGCCCGCGACCGCUCGGGCAUGCGCAUCUACCAUAGAGAAGACCUGAAGACAUACCUGGACGUCCGCAACGCCGACGACCCGCCCAACCCUUCUUCGCAGCUGUUCCAGGCCGCGCAGGCUGCGCGCUGGGACGCCGUCGAAGUCCAGCGCAAACAUCUUCGAGAGCGGCUUCGCUGGUUCAGAGAUUUGAUGCCGAGCAAUGUUCUCGACGACCCGGAUAUCCGUGAGCGGGUGGAGCAGCAUGCUGCCGAGGCUGAUAGGAUGGAGGUGGAUCAUGUUAACGCUGGGCGGGAGUUGCAUCAUCGAUUUAGGGAUAUGAUGCGGGACGACCAGUUUUUAUUUUUGCGGUGGUACGAGACUGAUCUUGCGGCGAAUGGGAUCCAUUGGAAUAGCAAGAAGCGUGUGUUUCACUUUGUCGGUGUUCAGACGACUUUGACUGCUUCGAGAUCGGAUUAA